Molecule: messenger RNA, 4614 nt
Organism: Periconia digitata
Lineage: Eukaryota; Fungi; Ascomycota; Dothideomycetes; Pleosporales; Periconiaceae
Source: the annotation of a GenBank genome assembly
CUUCAUGAGUUGCCCGGUGCACACAACCUUUGGGAAUCUACCUGGUCCGGUUACACAGAGGAGUUCAACAUGGCUUCGUAUAAGUCACGCGUCAACCCUCCAAGAAGGGAGGACCAAACGCCAUACACCCAAGUACCAACAACCCGGUUACCACAACGGUCGGUAACCCCAACGUUGCAAUCGGGUCAUUCUAAACUUCAAAAACGAAACCCCAACCGAGACGAGCAACCGCGCUCUAGCUCCCGGGCACCUUCAACAGUACGAUCGCGUCAAGAUAGGACCAUUCCCACGCCCCAGCCCAGCUCAAGACCGUCCUUAUCCAAGACUCCGCUCCAGCAUUCUUCCUCUCGCUUACCCAAGCUUGAAGUGCCUCGAGCGGUCAUCACACCUACACCGUCUUUGGUAUCCGGAUCAUCUGUAUCUACAUCGGACAGUCCUCGAUCAAGUGUGCUCCGCAAGAAACAGUCGAGUCUUGCAGCUAGACCUCGCAGGGAUGAUUCGUUGCCGUCGUACGAGGGAAGACAAAUGAUCAAGGAACCAUUUUCUUCAUUCAAAGAUCCUUUCUCAGAAACAGUUUUGGGGAUAUCCAUUCCGCAGACCUCAAAUACCCCGGUUCCUCUUCAAGUCGACACGGAAUACGCCUACAGCUAUGAACCUGGUCCUACGGAUAUGGCACCGCCGUCAUUUCCACAGUAUGCGCCCUCUACAACCCCAUCCACGGGCUACUCAGCAUCACCAAGUCUCUUCAGCGUCUCCUCCACCCCGAAUUCCCUGUCUUCUUACUCUCCGGGCGUAACACUACCAAGUAAACCCGCUACUCGCAUGCGACAGGCAAGUCCGUUAUCAGGAAAGCCGCCGGGCGCCAAAUUUGCCACACCCGAACCAUCGUCGAGCCGUGGACCAACUCCGUCCACUUCUGGCAUGCAGGUUGAGCGCCAGAAAGCAAAGCAAGGCACUGAACGAUUGCCCGCUGUCCGUCGUCCGUCAGGAAGUGCUACAGAAAAGCCUCGUGUGCAAGCACCUCCUGAGCUAGCGCAUCUGGCCGACUCGCCCGCCACUUCGAGAAGACCAUCCAGGCCAAGUAGAGAAGGCACUUCGGAAAUUGUCGGACUCCGCGGUCCCUCGCCAGUUAUCCAAAGCAACAUGUCUAGUUUUCCCUCUGCACACAGACGCACUCCAUCUACCGAGUCAGCCAGUGUGCCAAACAGUAGAGCCAGAUUUGGUCUUCCUUCCAAGUCUUCUUCGCGGAAUCCUUCUCCCAACCCCAGCCUCGCAUCAGCAUCUCAUGCUCCUAUCCGUGGGACCACCCCCGACGUUGAGAAGGAGCGGUCUCAGACACUGCCUACUAAGUCGUCGAGAUUUGGCUUCUUCACACGUCGCACAAAGACCGAACCCUCAACCGCAAAACCCGAAAAGAAACACCGCAGAGGGCCUGCUGCUGGGACUGGUCAUGAAGGUUAUGGUCGUUAUGCCUUUCGAGGCCGGAGUGGAAGUACUGGGAGUGUCACACCAAGCAUUGGCCAUUCAGCUAGUGCGGCUACGACAUCUGAGAGCCUUACCAGGACCCCAUCCACUCGCAAGAGCAGUGUGACGAGCACCUCGAGCACCGACAUGGAUGACUUCCUUCUGAACAGACUUGCACCGAGAGUCAUUCGUGGGAAUGGAAGCAGCGACGGUUUGACACGAAGCCCUGAGCCAAUGGAAAGUACCAGCAGUCUGAAUGUUUCCAGUCCACCUGUGGAGCACCAGAAGAAGGCUGAAGUUGAGGCUAAGCGACCAUCGCUGUUGCCAUCUGCAAUGUCUGGCCCAGUCCGCAGCCUCUCGCCAACGAAGAAGCCUGUGAUUGGAUCUCGACGACCAUCAGAGAGCGAUGAUGACACGAAAAGAUCUUUUAUACCGUCUCUAACCUCUAAACGCACAUCACGCAUGUCCAAGGUCAUCGAACCGAAACCUACUCCUCGGGCUCCUCGAAGUGGCAGUGCGCUCGGGAAAGGUAGAAAGGGUUCUGUUGAUGACUAUGCUUCAGAUGGUAAAGAAGGCAACUGGCUGAAAGCUUCCAAGAAGGAGAAGGAGGUUUCGAAGCCCAGGAAAUGGAAUUUCUUCCAGCGCGCUCACGCAGGUCCUCGUGCAGCAACGCCUGCUGUGGAAGUAGCUACAGCUGUGCCUGCGUCUCGCUCGGUGGCUCACUAUGCACUGGCUUCGGAAGCAGGUAUCGAUCUCGAGGAUAUAGAACAAUUGAUGGAGGAAGACAGCUCACCGGAAAGUGAAUCUAUCCCCGUCGAGACACAUGAAGAGACUCCGGAGGUCAAAGAGCGCUUGCAUUCCAUGCUUCUCCCACCAAAACCUGUUCUUCCUGCUGAGUUCGCUAUGCAGGCUCGCCCAGCAUCGCCAAAGGUUUCUCUGCGAGGGGAGUCAGAUUCUGAUACACAACGCCUAGACGUCGGCGUCAAUAAUUCUAUUGCCCACGAGAUUUCCGAAUCUCACGACCUCGGGGACCUUACGCCUGUGACCGACCUCUCUCCUUGCUCAUCUCCGUCCAGACCCUCUUCUCCAGUGGAAUCAGUCGUCUCGCCAAAGACCACCACUCUUGGUCCUUUGCCUGUGUUUGCACCGAAAAUGGCAUCACCUCCGGAACUACCCCAAAUAUACUCUCCUCCCCUCGGCCCACCACCUUCGAGCCCACCACCCAAACCCAGCCGCUUAGCUCAGGUUGGUCGGAUCCCACAAGUAGUAUCAAGACGCAACCAACCGCAUCGGCCUGCGCAGUCUUUCUCACGUCCAUUUGCUGCCAAUCAACCCCACCCCUCUCUGCCUACUCGAACCUCCAUUGAUGCGACUUCCUACUACGCUGAGCCAUACCCCGUGCUCCAGGGGCUUAAUGCGCUCUCACAUGCAUCGGCUAUUGCAACACUGAGUCCCACCGCGGAAGAAUCCCACCGCCAGAGCGAGUUCUUCAAGUUCCCUCAGCGCAAAGAUUCCGAGGUGUCGUAUUCGAGCAGCUCUGGUACCUGGAGUUUUCUACCAACAGCCGGCACUGCUAUUGUACCGCCAACUGGUGCUCCUCAGUCUGAAGAUGAGGUCUGGAACGAAUAUGAUGAUCUCAUUGACGAGGUGCUCUCGCCUUCGGAGGCUGACGCAAAGUUGAAGCCACGCUCUUCACUCGAACCACUUCCUCUCAACAUCAAGACGGAUGCCACACAUCCAUCGUACCAUCUCCGUCGAUCCCGCUUGCUCUCUGUUCUGCAUGCGCAGUCACCAACGUCGCCGGUAUCUCUGUCCGAGUUCCUCCAGGGCUACGGCGAAAAGACCAUCAGCGUAGUCGAUCCCGUCACUGGACGUCUAAGCUUCCCGUCCGCCCGCAUGUCCUCUGGCUCCGCUCCCCGCAACAAUCGAGCCAGUUCCACGCGCUCCAGUCUUCCUGCUUCCCUAACCCUUAGCGCUCGCCCAUCUAAAGCAACUCUCGCAUCCUCAUCCGAAAAAGACCGCGACACCAAACUCAAAGAACUCACCGAAGCAGACGGAACCGGCCUAGUCUCCAUGGCGAACCUUCGAUUCGGCGCCCUCAUGACAAGCAAAUGGCUCAGUUUCGGCCGUGUCCUUUUCAGCCCCGCACACUUCGAGCUCAAGAACCCCGAAGACCGCGUCCUCGUCAUCGACGGUCUUGGAAAAGACUGGUCGUACUACUGCGCUCUCACGUACCCCGAAGCCACUGUAUACAACCUCGGCCCAGGCGCUUCAGUCUCCCCUCAAUCAGGUAGUGGCAAUGCCACUGCUGCCAAUGAGCCCUGGUCAACACUCGCAAACCACCGCCACAUCUCGCAUCCUUCCCCCAAAACCGCUUUCCCCUUCCCAAAAGGCUUCUUCGCUUGCGUCGUGCUGCGAUUCCCCUCCGCCCUUCCUUCCUCCACCCACCGCUUCGUUAUCUCAGAAUGCAAACGUGUGCUCCGUCCAGGCGGGCAUCUCGAGCUCAGCGUUCUGGACCUCGAUCUUGUCAACAUGGGAAACCGCGCGCGUCGUGCCGUCCGGGGUUUGAAAGUGAAGAUGCAGGUUGCGGAUGAGAAUACGUCGCUGAGGAACAUGAGCGACGAGAUCAUGGGGGUAUUGGGACGGAAGGGGUUUGUGGAGUGUAACCGUUGUUUUGUGGGGGUGCCUGUUGCUGGAGGACUUCCUUGCCCUUCGGACGAUGCAUCGACCAAAUCGACAAGCAGGAAGGGAAGCGUGGCGAGCUCUUCAGCUUCCGGUGCUGCCGCUGCAGCGGGUAAGAAGCAGUCCUCGACAAGGACAGCGACACCUAAACAAGAACUCUCCUUCACCGAACUCCUAAACCUGACGUCCUCUCCCACCCCCUCCUCCUCAGCAUCUACCUCGACAUCCAUCGCAGACAUGGUCGCGCGCGUCGGUCGGUGGUGGUACAGCCGAUGCUACGAGUCCGUCGUGCUCCCCGAAGCCGGAUCGUCCUCCGCCACCGAGAACAGCGGACAGAUGCUAGAAACCAGUCUCUGGAACGAUGAAGCGCUUGUGCGCGAGUGCGAGAAGAGAGGCACAAGUUUCAGGCUGCUGAUUGGGUUUGCGACGAAGCCCGAGUGCGGUGUGAGAAGGACCGUCAGUGUUUGA